UCCUCAAUUACCGUCCCUUGGUACAUGAAUUUCCCUGUCCCUGAAAAUAAUGGAUAUAAGUUCUGGCAUAUUUGCUUCGAUCAUCAAAUUUUGAACAAGGAGAACUGAAGAGGCAAAAUUGGCUGUUGCCCAAAAAAUAGACGAUGUAAAAUUAGCAUUUCGUGUUGCUUAACAUAUGUCCACCAAUAAGCUUUUAUUUGAUUAAGCUGUUAUGCAUUCCUUAAAAUUAAAAUUAAAAUCAAAUAAACUUUCUGAUUUGAUCACCUUACUAAUAGCUUCUUCUUCCUCUUGUCAUACCAUAAAGCUAUACUAUUCUUGGAAUUAUUUUUUUGAGAAUGGUCUUAACUGUUACUGAUUGGAUCACCUUACUAAUAGCUACUUUUUCUUCUUGUCGGACCAUGAGGCUAUACUUUGAUUUGGUCUUUAAAUUAGAUAACUGAAGGGGUUCUCCUCCUCCUCCUCCUCCGGCAAAUGUUAUGCCAUUAACAAUAUAAAAUCUCGCAGGCCAUCAGCCAUCAGACAGUUUGGCCGAGUGGUCUAAGGCGCCAGAUUUAGGCUCUGGUCCGGAAGGGCGUGGGUUCAAAUCCCACAGCUGUCAAAUGCUGAUUACUUUUUUGCCCAACUUUAUAUCUUCCAGCAUGGAAGAAAAGAACCUCACUCAAAUGUUAGAGCAGUGGCAAUGGCUGGAAGCCUCUUGAGAAAGAAAUCGGGUUUGAACCCGCUCCUCCUGACUCGCUUCCUGAGCUCACCACCAGUUCCCGCUUUCUACGGAAACGGAAGAACCCGAAGAUCCUUGGCAACCCUAGCCUUCGAAGAGGUACGAACUUCAACAGAGAAACCAUAUGUCUAUACGGCUUUUGUUCUCCAUGGCCUAUUGGGAUCUGGCAGAAAUUGGAGAUCUUUCUCUCGCCACCUCCUUCCCUUGCUCUCCAAUUCAUCUGAUUGGAGGAUGGUGCUUGUGGAUUUAAGGAACCAUGGAAAAUCAGCUGAGAUUGAAGGUUUAAGCCCACCUCAUGACUUGACCAAUGCAGCGCAAGACUUGGCUAAUUUGGUCAAAUCUCAAGGUUGGGCAUGGCCAGAUGUUGUUAUAGGACAUUCCUUGGGUGGGAAAGUUACCCUCCAAUUUGCUGAGAGUUGUGCUCGUGGCCAUUAUGGUGAAUCUGCUGCAUUGCCCAAGCAGCUUUGGGUACUUGAUUCAGUUCCAGGAGAAGUGAAAACUGAAAGUAGUGAUGGGGAAGUGGAGAAAGUUUUGCAGACCUUGCAGGGUCUUCCUUUGAUAGUUCCAUCAAGAAAGUGGCUUGUGAAUCAUAUGAUGGGACUUGGGUUCUCGAAGUCAUUGUCAGACUGGAUAGGCAGCAAUCUCAAGAAAUCUGGAGAUCAAGAAACUUGGGCGUUUAAUCUUGACGGUGCAGUUCAGAUGUUCAAUUCUUACCGAGAGAUGUCUUACUGGACUCUGUUAGAGCAUCCGCCAAAAGGUAUGGAGAUUGAUAUUGUGCGUGCAGAGAAGAGUGAUCGUUGGGACCCAGAAACAGUUCAGCGGCUUGAAAGCCUUGCUUCUCGGGAACAAGGUGAUUUUGGGGGAAAAGUUGCUUUUCAUAUUCUUCCAGAGGCUGGUCAUUGGGUUCAUGUGGAUAACCCCAAGGGUCUUCUUAAGAUUGUGGGACCUAAGAUUGCUGCCCUUUGACAUUGCCAUGGUUAAUUUAUACAGUUAUCUAAUUAGGAAACAUAAUCUUGAAAGUUGAAUGAUCCUGGGAGAGUGAUUUUCUUUCUUCUUCCAAUUUUUACUGGCAACAUCAUGGAAUGAUGUGCUCUGUUAAUAAAUAUUGAUGAUACUUUCUGAGGAUGGUUUUAUAUUAAGUUGAGUAUGCCAAAUGUGAAAGUUUUAAUA
Ziziphus jujuba (common jujube) is the source of this 1888-nucleotide messenger RNA. RefSeq lists its product as uncharacterized. NCBI's taxonomy places the organism in Eukaryota, Viridiplantae, Streptophyta, Magnoliopsida, Rosales, Rhamnaceae. The record is from RefSeq and is a predicted model, not a curated record. The transcript is spliced from 5 exons. Bases 680 to 1684 code for a protein of 334 amino acids.